ACAUAAAGCAUUGGAUCUGACUUCAAGCUUCAGAUCUCUCUACCCAUACCAGCUCACAUAAUCACAUUCUCUUCCCUUUUAAACUCUCUGUCCGUAUAAUUCCAAGUCUUCGACAAAUUAAUUGGAACAGAGAAGCCGCAGUUAAAUUUUCAGCUGUAGAUUUGGAGAAAAGCUUCGAUUUUUCUCUGCCGCGGAGAUAAAAACGAAGAAAUGGCGGCGGUCGAAGUUCACAAGUUCGCUCAGUGCAUCACUUGUCAUGCUUGGAGCCGUGAUCGCUCCAUGCUGGCAUUUUGUCCGAACAACAGUGAAGUUCACAUCUAUGCUCUGUUGCAAGGCAAGUGGGAGAAGCUACAUGUUCUUCAGAAGCAUGACCAAAUUGUAUCUGGGAUAGACUGGAGCGCAAGGUCGAACAAAAUAGUUACUGCAUCUCAUGAUCGGAAUUCCUAUGUCUGGAAUCUUGAAGGAUCAGAGUGGGUACCAACCCUUGUUAUCCUUCGGCUAAAUCGUGCUGCACUCUGUGUUCGGUGGAGUCCAAGAGAAAACAAAUUUGCUGUUGGAAGUGGGGCAAAAACUGUUUGUAUAUGCUACUACGAGCAAGAGAACAACUGGUGGGUCAGUAAACUUAUCAGAAAAAGACAUGACUCUUCUGUGACAAGUGUUGCUUGGCAUCCAAAUAAUAUUCUUCUUGCAACUGCAUCUACAGAUGGAAAGUGCCGAAUAUUUUCCACCUUUAUUAAGGUCGUUGAUGCAAAGGAAUCAAGAACAGGCCCAUCUGCAGAUUCAAAAUUUGGAGAGCAAAUUCUUCAACUUGAUCUCUCCUUUACUUGGUCAUUUGGUGUAAGGUGGUCACCAAGUGGCAAUACCUUAGCAUAUGUAGGCCAUAAUUCUAUGAUUUACUUUGUUGAUGAUGUGGGACCUUCUCCUUUGGCUCAAAAUGUUGCAUUCCGUGAUUUGCCUCUCCGUGAUGUCUUAUUUCUUUCUGAAAGAUUAGUUAUAGGUGUGGGAUUUGAUGGCAACCCAAUGGUUUUUGCAGCAGAUGAAAGAGGAAUAUGGAGUUUUAUCAAAUUUCUGGGGGAAAGAAAGACAACAUCUUCAGGUCCAAAAUAUGGUUCACAGUUUUCUGAAGCAUUUGGAAAGCUAUAUGGCCAACCAAAACAGGGAUUCAACAAUGAUACAAAUGAGCAUUCAAGAUCACGAGGAGGGGUCCAUGAGAACUGCAUUAAUUGUAUCGUGCCGCUUGGAGAUCCAGGGAGUUCUAAAGUGAAGCGCUUCAGCACAUCGGGAUUGGAUGGAAAAAUUGUUGUCUGGGACAUGGAGAACCAAGAAGAUUUAGCGGGGUACUUGUAAACCUUCACCAGUCACCAUAAACAUAAAUAAUAUCUUUGUGUAAUAUAAGUGGACGCUGGGAAUGUUCUUUGUAUAUUUCACGUGACUGAGCAAUUGGCAAUAUUUCUAUAGAAGCCUAGGAGAAAAUAAACUGUAAAAUCAUGGUGAUUUUAGUUUUGUAUACCUCUUGUGUAUCACUACAUGUAAUGUAUUUGCCCUCUGCCAUUGCCUCGUGUGCUCACUCUAAAGAGAGGAAAAUUCAUCCCAUUUGACGUGAUCAAGAAAAACAAAAUAUUUGUUUUA
This is a messenger RNA of Prunus dulcis (almond), 1629 nucleotides long. Its product is annotated as actin-related protein 2/3 complex subunit 1B-like. The record is from RefSeq and is a predicted model, not a curated record. The transcript is spliced from 15 exons. Gene Ontology annotation, molecular function: actin filament binding. Gene Ontology annotation, cellular component: Arp2/3 protein complex; actin cytoskeleton. Lineage: Eukaryota; Viridiplantae; Streptophyta; Magnoliopsida; Rosales; Rosaceae. Gene Ontology annotation, biological process: Arp2/3 complex-mediated actin nucleation. Bases 211 to 1347 code for a protein of 378 amino acids.